UGACAUAGACGCGUCUCUUUCUCAAUGUUUUCCUCGGGCUCGAAUACGAAAAAGGCCCCCAAUGGCUCAGAUGUGCCGUAUGAGCUUCCUUGGGUUGAGAAAUACAGACCUCAGGUCCUUGAUGAUGUUGUGGGUAACUCGGAAACAAUCGAACGGCUCAAGGUCAUCGCAAGGGAAGGAAACUGCCCUCAUAUCAUAAUAUCUGGUAUGCCAGGAAUCGGGAAAACUACGAGCAUACAUUGUCUCGCCCAUCAACUGUUAGGAGAUGCGUACAAAGAAGGCGUUUUGGAGCUCAACGCUUCGGAUGAACGGGGCAUUGACGUUGUUCGAAAUAAGAUCAAGGCUUUUGCGCAAAAAAAAGUCACGCUGCCACCAGGGAGGCAUAAGAUCGUUAUUCUGGAUGAAGCUGACAGUAUGACGGCAGGUGCUCAACAAGCUCUUCGGCGAACAAUGGAAAUAUUUUCGAACACAACUCGGUUUUGUCUUGCGUGCAAUAUGAGCAAUAAGAUCAUAGAACCAAUACAGAGUCGUUGCGCCAUACUGAGGUAUGCCAAAUUGAGGGACAAGGAGCUAUUGAAGCGUCUAAUAGAGGUUUGUGAGAUGGAAAAGGUCCAGUACAACGACGACGGCCUGACUGCUCUCAUCUUUACGUCCGAAGGUGACAUGCGACAAGCAAUCAACAACCUUCAGUCUACGCACUCUGGGUUCGGUUUCGUUUCAGGAGACAACGUCUUCAAAGUCUGCGACCAGCCCCAUCCUAUCAUAGUUCAAGAGAUAAUCAAAUUCUGCACGGAAGGCAAGGUAGACUCUGCGAUGGACAGGCUGACUGACCUGUGGGAUAACGGCUACAGUGCAGUAGAUAUUGUUGUCACGAUAUUUCGAGUGGUCAAAACGUCUGAUAGUAUGCCCGAAUACACGAAACUGGAAUAUAUCAAGGAAAUUGGUUUUACGCACAUGCGAAUUCUGGAGGGCGUAGGGACUAUCCUCCAACUUGCAGGUCUUGUUGCGCGAUUGUGUAAAAUGAACAUAGAUUCGAACAUGUUUAAGAUAUGAUUUCUCGACGUGUGUAUCUAAGGCUUUUAAGGUCAGGACUACUUCUAGGUUGUUUCCUGUUGCUCCCGGGAAAAAUGGACAUUAUUGAGUUCGGAACGAGGUUGCCUAUCUUAGGAAGCAUUCUUAGUCAGUCAUCGUAACUACAUUUUGAAGCAACAAGAAAGCCCCAAAAUGGUAGUCAUGACUGCUUUCUUUGGUUCGAUCGUCAACGCGUUUCGUGGCAGCGAUUUCAUGAUGAGAUUCCCAGAUGUCCAGCGAUGCGUUAACGCAAGCGACUAGUGGUCGAGCAGACGUGACGAUGCCUAUACAAGAGACUUCUUUGUGUCCCGACUGACUUGAAUUAUUGACAAUCGCAAGAUUGUAAAUACCCCUGGGUGGACGGAGGAAAUGGAGAAUGGAUCUCUAAAACGAACCU
Molecule: messenger RNA, 1468 nt
Organism: Lentinula edodes (shiitake mushroom)
Lineage: Eukaryota; Fungi; Basidiomycota; Agaricomycetes; Agaricales; Omphalotaceae
Product: P-loop containing nucleoside triphosphate hydrolase protein
Exons: 9
Coding region: 25-1053 (342 amino acids)
Biological process (GO): DNA-templated DNA replication; DNA repair
Cellular component (GO): Elg1 RFC-like complex; DNA replication factor C complex; Rad17 RFC-like complex
Molecular function (GO): DNA clamp loader activity; ATP binding; DNA binding
Source: RefSeq, a predicted model, not a curated record